UCGUAGCUUCUGUUUAAACACCAGACAAGGAUAACGGGCCUUACGGAAUACGAAAUAAUUUUAAAAAGAUUUGAGAUCAUUUCAACGCCUAGACAAGGGUAUCAUGUCACUACUGCAAUUGGGUAUUCCGGCACUAUUCCUUCUACUUAUAUUUGGAAGCAAUGUUUUUGCUCGGUCACCGAAAAACGAAAAAAUUGAAAGUAAUGAAUAUACAAUUCAUCAACAUAACUAUGAAGAGGAUAAGACAGAUUCCCCUAGUGAAGAUUUACAUGCUCAAGAUUCAAGCAAAAUCGAAUUUAAGAUGCACCCUAAUACAUCGACUACUAAUGAACGCAGCAGAAGAGGUUCAAAUAAAUAUGGCCACAAUGCCAUUUUAAAGCCAGUAAAUCGACGAAAAAAACACAUACUGCUUAAAGUUCAGCCCAGACCCAAAAAACGCAUUCAAAGUUCGCAGCCUCUGCACCAGAAUGCUGCCCAAGAUGAAGUAAAGGUUUUUCAUACCUAUGAGGAGACACAUGAGCAUAUUAUCGAAAAAGACGACGAGUCCAUCCCCGUAUCAAACGCCGAAGUUGAUCGAACGCCAGAAACAACAGAACAAUUGGAAAUACAAGCCGAACAACAAUUUUCUGACCCGAUUACUCAGGAGAGUCAACACUUCCACUCUGAGGAAGAAAAAUAUGAAAAACAUAAGAAGAUUAAGAUAAAACACCAUCACCACCAUCAUCAUCACAACCAUGUUAAGGAGAUAAUCAAAAAAAUUCCAGAGCCUUAUCCAGUGGAGAAAAUUAUUCAUGUGCCAGUGGAGAAAAUUGUUGAAAAGAUCGUUCAUGUUCCAAAGCCAUAUCCUGUGGAGAAAAUUGUUAAAGUUCCUGUCGAGAAAGUGGUCCAUAUUCCCAAACCGUACGCCGUUGAAAAGAUUGUAGAAAAGAAAGUUCCGUAUCCGGUGGAAAAAAUUGUUGAAAAAAUUGUACAAGUGCCCGUUGAAAAAGUUGUAGAAAAGAUUAUUCACAUACCUAAACCAUAUCCGGUGGAGAAGAUUGUGGAGAAAAUCGUUCAUGUUCCAGUUGACAGAGUGGUGGAGAAAAAGGUACCAUAUCCUGUAGAAAAGAUUGUUCACGUGCCAGUUGAAAAGAUUGUUGAAAAGAUUGUUCAUGUCCCAAAACCCUUUCCUGUUGAGAAAAUCGUCAGCAAAUUAGUAGCAGUACCUAAGCCUUAUGCAGUUGUCAGGCCAGUUCCGUACCCAGUCGAAGUAAAAGUUCCAAUUCAUGUGGAAAAACCAGUUCCUUACGAAGUAGAAAAAUAUGUUCCAGCUCCUUACAGAGUUGAAAUAGAGAAAAAGGUUCCAGUAUACAUUCAUUCGAAGGAGCCCUACAAAUUUGAACGUACGAAACAACAAGAGAGUCAUAAACAUACCGAUGAUGACUUCAUAGACCAUGAACAUAAGGGUCUUGCACAUAGUCACCAACAAAUUGAAUCUUUUGAUUACCAUAAUCAUGAUUUGUCAGUGUUUCCGUCGGAUCACAAGCCGCGCUUAACCAAAUUACAGCAAAGCGACCCUAAUGAAGCACAGCCAAUACAACCCCAACCCGUGAGAACUGAAUUGUCAAAUCAACAUUUAAACAUCAUCGGCUUUAAAAAACCAGAACAAAGCAAGGAAGGACAACAGAAGCAACACAAGCAACAUCAAAUGCAACAUCAACUCCAUCGACAACUGCAGAAUCAGCCGCAUUUGUCCUCCAUAUCUCAAGAGCCUACCGUUCAAGAAAGUAGAAAUAUUGCAGUAUCUGUACCACCCAAAUCUAAUCCCAAAUUUCACAUAAAUGUUGAAGAUGUCAAUGAAGAAGUAGAAAAAUCCAUGCAGUCUUCCGAUAUGCUAACACAGGCGUCUACGAAUUCCAUGCAAAUGGUAACACGUAUCCAACCAAUUGCCCUACCCAUUCACUUUCUCCAAUACCAUCAUAUGCCGUUCCAACAACCUCUAGGUUUCUCCUUGGCCACGACGGCUAACUGAUGCUAU
Molecule: messenger RNA, 2017 nt
Organism: Stomoxys calcitrans (stable fly)
Lineage: Eukaryota; Metazoa; Arthropoda; Insecta; Diptera; Muscidae
Product: titin
Exons: 2
Coding region: 104-2011 (635 amino acids)
Source: RefSeq, a predicted model, not a curated record